Beta vulgaris subsp. vulgaris (sugar beet) is the source of this 864-nucleotide messenger RNA. RefSeq lists its product as uncharacterized. The record is from RefSeq and is a predicted model, not a curated record. Lineage: Eukaryota; Viridiplantae; Streptophyta; Magnoliopsida; Caryophyllales; Amaranthaceae. Bases 1 to 864 code for a protein of 287 amino acids. The transcript is spliced from 2 exons.
AUGCCUGAGAAUACACAAAAUACUAAUACACAAAUUGAUCCUGCUCAAGAUCCUUCAUCACCAUACUAUGUUCAUCCUAGUGAUUCACAGUAUAAACUAGUUAACAAUCAGUUCAAUGGAAGUGGAUAUAAUGACUGGAAACGAUCUGUAAUCAUUGGACUCUCUGCUAAGAACAAGUUAGGGUUCAUAGAUGGCACUAUAACCAAGCCUAGUAGUACUUCACCAUUGUUGAAAGCCUGGACAAGAUGCAACAGUACAUUGAUUGCUUGGUUUACACAAAUUCUUGAUGUUACCAUUGCUAGAAGUGUGUUAUACUUUGAAACUGCACAAGAAAUCUGUCUGCAACAGCAGAUAGCUGAUCUUGAUCAAGAAUCAGAUAGUGUAUCAAGUUUCUACACUAAACUCAAGAUGAUCUGGGAUGAUCUUGAUGCUCACAAUCCCCUACCAAUCUGUACAUGUAACAAUUGUACUUGUGAUGUCACAAGAAAAGUGCUGAAAAUGCAGGAAGAUCAGAGACUUACUUUGUUCCUUAUGAAGCUCAGAGAAGAGUUUAAACAAGCAAGAGGUACAAUCCUUAUGCAACAUCCUUUGGCUUCAUUAUCUCAUGCUUAUAGACUAUUGAUGCAAGAAGAACGUCACAAAGAAGUAUAUGUUGUUGUUCAUAACAAUGAUGAACCUAUGGCUUUCAAUGCCAGUAAUACUAAGAAAAGGUUUUAUGACCAAGCAUCUGAAUCUGACAAGUAUGGUUCAAGUUAUAAUAGGUCUAAUAUUGGUGAUAGAUCUAACACUGGUGAUAGAUAUCUUCCACCAAGAGUUUCUUAUCAAGGAAAUCAAGGAAGAAGACCAUUCUGUAAUCAUUUGUAA